AUGCUUUUUGCAGACGUUUUUGACUAUCGCCUUCUUGCGGCCUCCAACCUUAAAGUCAUCGCAGAGAAUUCUUAUUCUGUUGGUUCUGUUGUGUCGAGAGACACCAUCCCGAGCACAAUUGCUGUUGCAAUUUCUGGUGACACCACUCCAUUACCAAUAGCUGUUUCACUCAAUGAAGAAGAAAAGAUGAAAUAUUUCAAUGAAAGUCCGCAAAUUUUUGAGAAUCGGAGAAUAUCAAUUGUCGAUGGUGACUAUUUAGAAGAUGAUGAUAUUGUCAGAUGGGUCAAAUUAUUAAUCAAGUCUUGGAGAAAUUACGACCAAAGUGGUGUUGCCAAUACAGCAAACCAAAAUAGAACAGAGCGGAAAGAGUGCGCCUUGUUAGUUAUUCUUCCAAAGUGGCUGAACAACAAAUUGAAUAGUAAGAGAGCCGAUUUCAAUGACGACAAUGUUCGCUUUGUUGAGAUGUGUAAUGACUUUUUUGAUAUAUCACCGCUUGGGGACAUUAUUAAUUUGUGUAUUAAUAACAUAGUUGCCGAUAAAACACUCUUUCCUGAUACUCAAAUCAACAAACUGUUUGAAAACAAAAUUCAAAUCGUGACGAAAUUUCUCGAUGCGACUUUAGUUGAAGUCGUCAAAAUGAUUUGCUGGCCGUGGAAGUACUUAAUCCAAUCGAAAAUGUUUAGCGUGGGAAAUAUAGUCGCGGAAAUUAAACGAAGAAUCGAGUCGUACGAUUACAUCACAGUGUGUUUUCCUAAGAGGUUCAGUGUUGUCGACCCACCAUGUUCAAGUUUUUACGUGAAUGAAGUGCCUCAGUUUUACAGAGGUGCUUUAAAGGCAUUCAUAUGUAGUGAAGAAUUUUCAGAGGCCACAACGCGUAAACAACAGAAGAAAAUGCUAUUUGAAGUGUUUGGAAGGUUCGAGUUUGAUUUCUCAAAACUGUUUGCAAAGAAGAAGAGUUGUGGAAUUAAAAGAAAUAUGAAAUUUGAAUGA
Messenger RNA from Entamoeba invadens IP1, 990 nucleotides. RefSeq lists its product as hypothetical. The coding region runs from base 1 to 990 and encodes 329 amino acids. The transcript has a single exon. NCBI's taxonomy places the organism in Eukaryota, Evosea, Mastigamoebida, Endamoebidae. The record is from RefSeq and is a predicted model, not a curated record.